Messenger RNA from Vicia villosa (hairy vetch), 1593 nucleotides. RefSeq lists its product as uncharacterized. Bases 1 to 1593 code for a protein of 530 amino acids. Lineage: Eukaryota; Viridiplantae; Streptophyta; Magnoliopsida; Fabales; Fabaceae. Gene Ontology annotation, molecular function: zinc ion binding. The transcript is spliced from 4 exons. The record is from RefSeq and is a predicted model, not a curated record.
AUGGUUGAUGGAUCUUUCCUUGGGGAUUAUACAAGGAUUUAUGACUACUGCCAUGAGUUGUUAAGAGCAAACCCAGGUUCAACUGUGAAAUUGAAUGUUCAACCAGCUCAAGAAGGUUCUGAUGAUCAUAGGAUUCACUUCAGAAGGUUGUACAUUUGUUUUGCUGCUUGUAAGGAAAGUUUCAAAUUAAGCAGGCAUUUCAUUGGGCUUGAUGGAUGUUUCUUGAAAGGACUUUGUGGAGGUCAAAUCCUUGCAGCCAUUGAUAGAGAUCCAAAUGAUCAAAUGUUACCCAUAGCAUUUGCAGUGGUGGAGAGUGAAAACAAGGAUAGCUGGACAUGGUUCUUGGAGUUGCUUAUUGCUGACCUUGGUGGAAGGGAAGAGUGCCUGACAUACACAUUUAUUAGUGAUCAGCAAAAGGGAUUAUUGCCUGCAAUGGAAGAGCUUCUGCCUAGGGUAGAACAAAGAUUUUGUGUCAGACAUUUAUACAACAACUUUAGGAAGAGGUAUCCUGGAAAAAAACUUAAAGAAAUUAUUUGGAAAGCUGCCAAGUCUACUUAUUACCAGGCUUGGGAAAAGGGAGAUGAAGAGGCUUUCAAUAGUGUCAUAUUGGAUUCUAGGUCCAAACCAUUGAUAACCAUGGUAGAGGAAAUCAGAACAUAUAUGAUGGAGAGGUGGGCUACAAACAGGUUGAGGUUUGAAAGGCUAGCAUAUGAAGAAGUGCUACCAAACAUUAGAAGGAAGAUUGAGAAAACAAACUCAUACACAAACAUGUGGCUAGUCAGUGGAACAGUUUUGAUUAUUGUAUGUAUUGUUAGGAUGUCUGAUGAGCAUAUCUUUGAAGUGAGGCAUCUUGAAAAUUCUGCAGAAAAGUUCACAGUCAACUUGAAGGAUAGAGUUUGUUCAUGCAGAAGAUGGGAGCUGACAGGCCUACCUUGUGUGCAUUCACUUUCAGCCAUGAAGAGUAGGAAUCAUAAGGUUGAUGACUACAUACCUGAUUAUUAUAGAAAGUCAAGAUAUGUAGAAGUCUAUAAACCUGUUAUUUUUCCAGUUAAUGGCUCUAAUCUUUGGGUAAGAACAGAGUACCCUGAUGUUCUGCCCCCAAAAUAUAGGAAAAUGCUUGGAAGGCCUAAAAAGAGAAGGAAUUUAGAGCAAGGUGAAAUUGACGGGUCUGAUAGAAAAAUGAGAAGGACUGGAUUUAUUGUUUCAUGCAGUAGGUGUAAAAAACCAGGUCACAACAAACUUACAUGUAAGGUUCCUUCAACUACUCAAGCUUCCCAAUCAGUUUCUGCCCAAGCUUCUCAACCGGUCACUGCCCAAGCUUCCCAACCAGUCACUGCCCAAGCAUCUCAAGCAACACCUCAAGCAUUUCCUAAUCAAGCUUCCCAACCAGUCACUGCCCAAGCAUCUCAAGCAUCUCAAGCAAAGUCCAAGAAAAUCCAUUUAAAAUCAAAGAAGUUGCCAGUUAGGAGGCCAGCUACCCCUUUCACACCACCUGGUCCUACAACAAGAUUGAAUGCAGCCAGAACAGCUGUAGGCCCAACAACAAGAAGGACAACUCCUACCAAGAGAGCCACCCCAAGCUGGAAAAUUUAG